This is a messenger RNA of Protopterus annectens (West African lungfish), 2310 nucleotides long. RefSeq names its product ficolin-2-like. Bases 28 to 1041 code for a protein of 337 amino acids. The transcript has 9 exons. Lineage: Eukaryota; Metazoa; Chordata; Ceratodontiformes; Protopteridae. The record is from RefSeq and is a predicted model, not a curated record.
CAUGUAACACAGCUUGUGAAGGAGUGGAUGAGCAUCGUAUCAACUGUUUUAGAGAUGCCGAAUCAGGUCCUAAUGGUACUGCUUCUCUGCUUUGCUGCAUCUACUGAUGCAGAAGAAUCCUGCCCUGAUGUGAAACUUAUUGGUCUCAGUGGUUCAGAGAAGCUUGCUGUCCUUCAGGGAUGUCCUGGCAUUCCUGGUAUUCCUGGAACUGCUGGCAUUACUGGUGCUCCUGGUCUUCCUGGAAUUCAAGGUGAAAAAGGUGCUGUCGGGACUCCUGGGAAGAUAGGGCCAGCAGGUGAAAAAGGUGAGAAAGGCAACAUGGGAAAUCCUGGACCACAAGGACCACCAGGUGAAAAAGGAACAUGUGAUAUUGAGGACAUUGACACUAUUUUAUGCAAGAACGGUGCCAAGGAUUGUAAAGAGUUGAUGGGAAAAGGAAACACACUAUCUGGCUUGUAUACUAUUUACACUAAUGGCUGCAAACCCAUGGAGGUUUUUUGUGACAUGCAUACAGAUGGUGGAGGAUGGCUGGUCUUCCAAAGACGUAUUGAUGGUUCUGUUGAUUUUUUCCGGGACUGGAACUCUUAUAAGAAAGGGUUUGGUUACAAGCAGACAGAAUUCUGGCUGGGAAAUGACAACAUUUGCAAGUUAACUGCUGCAGAUAAAGGAACAUUUGAACUACGAGUUGACCUACAAGAUUUUGAUUAUAAUAAGUACUUUGCUAAAUACAAAACAUUCAGCAUUGCUGGAGAAGCAGACAAGUACAAACUCCUACUUGGUGCAUUUUUGGAAGGAAAUGCAGGUGAUUCACUGUCAUAUCAUUCUAACAAGCCAUUUUCUACCAAGGAUCAAACUAACAGUCGCAAUACAGCAUGUGCUGCAUCAUAUAAGGGAGGAUGGUGGUAUGAAGAUUGUUAUAACUCCAAUCUAAAUGGGAAAUAUUUAGCAGGAAAAGACAAUACAGAAGGUGUUGCCUGGACAGGAGUAAAAGGCAAUUACUAUUCCUUCAAAGUGACAGAAAUGAAAUUUCGAUCUAUCUAAUGGAUGACAUUUUGCACACGUCUCAUUUUAGAAAUGGUGAUUAAAAUGACAAAUUCUGAUAUUCUCAGUUUAGUCGCUGUUGUAGCUUGACUGUUUCUGUAUUAACUGCAUUUGUAGAGAUGGACACCAAUUACUGAUAAGUAUGCUUGUUCACUUCUUCUGCUCUACACAUUAAGUCAGUAAACUAGCACUCGUCCAGAAAAUUCCAUAAACCAUCAAUAAUUACAGAAAUCUGAUUUGCUUCUUUAAGUUUUGAAGUAUCUUCUCAAUCAUCAAAUGCAUGGCUUUAAAUUGUGAAUGUUUUUUGAAUACUUAUGCCUUGUCAUACUAACUGUGUAAUGCAUUUAUUGCUAUGCCUUCCAUUGCUUACAAUCACUGAAAAGUGACCUAUUUCAAUUGUUUAGUCUGACUGUUAAUGGUUAGAGCCUGGGCAUUGACUUUAAGAGCCACUACAGCACUUAAGAACCUUUCCCUCUUAGAAACUAGAUCCAACUUUCUACUUGAUUCCCUGCUUUUUGGGCUACUCCAUCAAGUCAACCCCAUCUCCUCUGUCAUUGAAAUUCAUUGCAAUCAGUCCAAUAAACAGCCACAUAAGCCAAUCAGUUGGUGGAACUUCACUCCAAAUUCCUGUCAUAAAAUUGCAUUAUGCAAAUCACAUCUUCUCAGACUUAUCCCUAAAAUGUGUCAAUCUUUCCAUUAUGAUAUCACCUACCACACAAUCUAGCCUAAGUUCAGGUCAGAAUCCAAUAUGCUCCUGAUUGGUCAACACAAAUGCAAAUGCCAGGAACUGAAGACAUUAUAUAAAAUUUCCCCCUACUAGUUAAAACCUCUCUCUGUCUGAUUAUUUCCUUUGCCAUACUGUUUCGGUUAAGUCUGUACCUUACUAACUAUUUAUGUUGUUGUCAGUUCACAGGCACUAUUUCUCAUCCUGAAGUGCUUUGUAAAGACAUCAGUAACAUCAUCCUGUAAAAACCCAUUGGAACAUGUAACUAUCAGUCUAUCUCUAUUCUCAUCUUCUUUGUACAUCUUUUACAUUUCUUUUGCAUUCAUACCUAUGUGUUAUUAGUCACAUAGCUGUUGUACUAUGCUUCUAUUAAUAUGUGCUGUUUAUUGCUUUUGUUGUAACAUUUGUUCUAUUGUGCUUCUGUUGAUAUUUGCUGUUGGCUGCUUUUCAUCGUUACCCGGGAUGCACCUGCAGUUAAUCAUUCUGUUAUCAGCGUUCUGGCCCAGUAACCAAAUAUAAAUAAAAUAAAAAUAAGUAAAUUAUCA